AUGAACAUAUGGAAAAAGCAAAUUAAUUUAAAAAACAAAAAUUAUAAAUUUUUUGAUGAUAACAAUGAUGAUGCAGUUGAUUAUGAUGAUGAAGAGGAAGAUGCGAACAAUAAUUUACAUGAAAAUUUAGAUGAUAAAAUUAGUGAUUCUUUUAAUAAUGAUUAUCUAUUAAGCAAAGAAAAUAAUGACAAAGUUCUAAUAAAUAAUAAUGAUAUAUCUGAAGAAAUUGUAGAAAAAACAAAAAGUGAUUCAAAUGAAAAAAAAGACAAGGAAGAUGAUGAUAAAAAAGGUGACAUAUCUGAAAAUUAUGAUUUAUGUUUAGAUGAAAAUGAAAUUAAUGAAAAAAUAGAAAAUAUUUUAAACAAUUUAUCCUCUGAUGAAGAAGAAGGAGAAGUAGUUGAAGAUGAAAUUCCUUAUGAACGGGUAAAGGAAAAUAAUGAAGAAAACAAAGAAAUAAUUUUAUUAAAUAUAUAUUCAGAAAUAUCUGAUAAAAAUUUAGAUAUGCUAUUAAAUAUUUUUGGUAAAGUGAAAAAUAUAUAUAUGGAUGAUAACGAGGGUAUACACGUUUUAUUUUUUAAUAUUAGUAGUGCAAGAAAAGCAAAAAGUUACUUAGAUAAUUUAAAAAUAAAAAAUAGAAGAAUGCAAGUUAUAUUUGGAAAUUAUGAAGAAAAUGAAAAAGAUGAUAUAAAUGCUUUAGAUGGAGAAGAAAAUGAAAAUAAUAUAAGAAGUGAAUCAAAUAAAAGCAUAAUUUCUAGAAAUUUUCUUGAAAAAUCAGUCAAUAAUAUAAAUUUAAAAAAAAAUGUAAAAUUAUAUAAAAAUAAAAAAUAUUAUAUGAAAAAUUCUCAGUUAUUUCAUAAUAAUAAUAUUUUUAAAAAUACAUCAAAAAAUGCUUUACAUAUGAAUAAUUUUUACGUUUCAUCCAAUUCACAAAAACUGCCAAAUGAUUUUAUAUUAUCUUCAGAUAUUCCUUUAAAUUCUGAAAAAAUAAUAAAUAAUCAUGAACUUAGUGUAGAAAAACAAAAAUUUAAUUCAGUUAAUUUUCUCCAUCCACCACCUCCUCCUCCACCUAUUAAUCCUUAUAAUUCUUUUAAUGAAAAUAUAAGAAAGAAUAAUGAACCAUUUUAUGUUUUAAAUAAUUUUCCAAUAAAUAAUGAAAAGAAUAUUCAUAAAAUUUCUUUGCCAUCAAAAAGAAAUAUAAGUGAUCAAUUCUCAAAUAACUUCAUUCCACAUAAAUAUAAUAAUUAUGAAAUAUCCCCUAAUACAAGUUAUAUUUCGUAUUUAAAUAAUUCUUUUUCAAAAAAUUUAUAUUCAAAAAAUAUUCCCCCUCCUCCUCACACUAAUAAUAUAACAAAUUCUAAUAAAAAUAAUUCCUCCCUAACACCAAAAAUUGAUAGUUAUCCAAAUGUUUAUCAACAAAAAGAAAUCGAUGAGUUAUCCUCAAGGAAAAUGAAUGAUAUUGUGUCUAUAAAUGAUGCUAAUCCAUUUAAUAUUCAUAAAGAUAAUUUAAUGAGUAGCAAUCCUACAUGGAUAAGUAGAAAAGAAAAUAAAGUAUUAAAAUGGUGUACUAAUGCAUCCAUUGAAGAAAAUCAUUUGGAUUUUUUAAAUUCUUUUUUUCAGUAUAAGUUAUUUAAUAGAUAUUUAUUGGUAACUAAUAUUCCUACUAAUUUGCAAGAUUUAAAAAAAUUUAAAGAGUAUGUUAAUAAUAUUUUUUCAAAUGAAAAAAAAAAUUCGUUAUCUGUAGAGGUUUUUUUUUUCUAUUCAAUUAAAAAUGAAGAAGAAAAAUUAUUCAAAAAUCAAAAUAAUAAGAAAGGGAGUAGUGAAGAUUUUAAUAAUAAUGAAGGUGAUAAUGUUAAUAAUAGCAGUAAUAAUGAUCAAAAUAAUGAUAUAAUUGUAAAUAGUGAAGAGUUUAUUUAUGAAAGUUACCCAAACAAUGAAGAAGAAAAAAAUAAGGAUGAACAAUUAAAUGAGGUACAGGAAAAUGUGGAUAAUGAAAAAGACAAUAGUAUUCAUAAAGGGAAAGUUAAUAAAAAUGAUUUAAAAAAGAUAUGUUUUGAAAAAGAAAUAAAAAAUAACCAAGAAAGCAUAAAAAUAGAAGAGAAAGUAGAGGAAAAAGAGAAAGAAGAAAUAAAAGAUAAUGAUGAAUGUAAAAACGAUAUUAAUAAAAAUGAAGAAGAAGAAAAUGAAGAAGAAAAGGAAAAAAAAGAAGAAAAAAAAAAUAAUAGUAAAGAAAAUGAAAAUUUAGAAAAUAACUCUAAAGACAAUGAAAAAUGUGAUUAUAUGGACGUGAACAAUGAAACAACAGAAAAAAAUAUAAAAAAUGAAUCAGAAAAAAAAAAAAAGAAAGUAUAUGCUCAUUUAACAUUUAGAACUAUUAAAAAGUGUGUAGAAGCAAAAAAAGCUUUGGAAGAAAAAAAUUUUUUAGUAACUUUUUCAGCUCCUCUUAAACCUAAUAAUUGCUUAUGGAUAGGUAAUAUUCUAAAAAAUUAUUUUUUUAACACAGCAAGUGUGCUAAAAACAAUGUUUACACAUUUUGGAGAAAUUACAAAUAUUAAAUAUGUAAGUGAUAAAAAUUGUUUUUUUUUACAAUAUAAAAGUAUUCAUAAUGCUAUUAAAGCUAGAAAUCAUUUAUAUGGAAUUCAAAUUUCAAACAAUACUCUUCUUAAUAUAGAUUUUUCUACAUUAGGAGAAUGGGAAAAUAAGCAAAAAGUUAGCUUGUCACGAAAAAAGUUGUUAGAUAUUUUGUCAAAUGAUAAUAAUAAAGCACAAGAAAGAUUAGAAAGGAAAUUUAAUAAAAGAAAUACAGGAUUUCUUGAUUCCAAAGUUAUGUUAUUAUUAAAAAAAAAUGGUCAUAAAAAAAAUUUUAAUAAUAAAUAUGAUGCAGAUAGUCCCAAAAAAGCCAAUAGAGAUAAUUCUGCAACUAAUUUUAAUGAAAAAAAAAAUAGAAUUAAAAAAAAUAAAUCAUAUCAAAAUAAUUCAGAAUACAUUAAAAAUAAUAAACACAUCUAUGAUAAAAGGGAUUCAAGAAAGACAACCAAAAGAAAAGGUGAACAAGUAGAUUAUAGAGAUCAUAAAAAAAAAAAAGAUAGCGUAAAUAUCGAAAAUAAUUUUUCUAAUGAGGACAAUAAUAGUAAUAAUAAUAUUGAUAAUGAUAAUAAUGCUAAAGAAAAAACAAUUGCUUUUUAUGUUAACCAAAAAUAUAAAUGUGAUUUUAGUGCAAAAUUUUAUAAAGGAAAUCCUAGCAUUAAGAUAUACCCCAAAUUAAAUGUAGAAACUAAAAGUGAUAUUAAAAAUUUAAAACAGAUUAAAAAUUCCUGUUCUAAUUAUUCAAUUUGGCAAUUAGGAGCAAAUUCUAAUCAGAAAAAGAAAUUUGUUCGUAUAUGUGAGCAUUUUAGUAAGAAAAAAAAUAUACCUGUUAUUAUUGACAAGCAGUAUACUACGUUUAUUGUUCCAAUUAAAGAAGAUUAUUUAAAGGAUUUAGAAAUUGAGAAUACUGACUAUAUGUAUGCUUUUGUUCUUGAGACUAAAAAAUCAUAA
This is a messenger RNA of Plasmodium relictum, 3534 nucleotides long. RefSeq names its product conserved Plasmodium protein, unknown function. NCBI's taxonomy places the organism in Eukaryota, Apicomplexa, Aconoidasida, Haemosporida, Plasmodiidae. The transcript is spliced from 4 exons. The coding region runs from base 1 to 3534 and encodes 1177 amino acids. Gene Ontology annotation, molecular function: RNA binding. The record is from RefSeq and is a predicted model, not a curated record.